Ostrinia furnacalis (Asian corn borer) is the source of this 988-nucleotide messenger RNA. Its product is annotated as chymotrypsinogen B-like. Gene Ontology annotation, biological process: proteolysis. The coding region runs from base 41 to 988 and encodes 315 amino acids. The record is from RefSeq and is a predicted model, not a curated record. The transcript has 2 exons. Lineage: Eukaryota; Metazoa; Arthropoda; Insecta; Lepidoptera; Crambidae. Gene Ontology annotation, molecular function: serine-type endopeptidase activity.
CAAAAUUAAAUUCCUUUUCUGGUUAUUUUAUGUGAAAUUCAUGAAUGUUCUACUUUUACUCAUAUUUCUCAUCCACACCACAAAGUGCAAUAUGGAGAACCGGGUUAUUACCAGUUUGAAAUACUCCAUUUACCGCGUCAAGCCAGUCGUGGUCAACGGAGAGCCUGCUACCAACGAUAGAGUGCCUUACUUGGUCUCGAUCAAACAGCCAAGUGGCAGAAUCGGGACAGAUAUAUUUUGGACUAACAUGUGUGGGGGCAGCAUCGUUGGGGAACAAAAAGUUUUAACCGCAGCUCACUGCUUUGAAGGUAACAGCUUCUACUAUGUCUACAAUGCACACCAACUACGAGUCGUAGCCGGCAGCCAGAAUUCUAAUCUCCAACACAGCGGCGCGACAGACACAACUCCCGACUUGCAAGUCCGGAAAAUCACAAAAGCUAUCUUGAACAGAGGCUUUCACUUCCCAACACACGAUAUAGCGAUCGUUUUCGUGGACGUGCCGUGGAAUUUUACGGACACCGUAAACUUCAUUAUUCCAGCAAAGAAGACCACCGAUUACCCUUAUACGUGCAUAUCGGCGGGUUACGGUAGGAUCGGCCACGACACAUGGUCCCUGGAAUCUGACGUUCUUCUGAUAGCAAGUAUUAGAGUGUUAUCUAGGUGGAGAUGUUCAACCCUGUGGCAAAUGAACAUGAAUACUUUUGUGUGCUCUGAUAGUGCGAUUACUGAUGUGGCAAGAGGCGAUUCUGGGGGGCCUUUAGCUUGCUACGACACGAUGGAUCCCGAAGAAGUUCCAGGAAAGGAUUUACUGGUUGGCAUCGUGAGUGGAAAGAAUUUUGACAAAACAACGCUUUUUACUAGGGUGUCAGAAUAUCGGGACUGGAUUGACUCAAACUUUGCUUACAGAUUAUCUUCUACAUUUUCAAUACUUUUCACAAUUAUAUCGAUGGGUCUUUCCCUCAACAUAAACAUGCCUUCAAUAAGUUAA